This is a messenger RNA of Pseudophryne corroboree (corroboree frog), 4519 nucleotides long. It is a transcript of the gene SLITRK4, whose product is annotated as SLIT and NTRK like family member 4. NCBI's taxonomy places the organism in Eukaryota, Metazoa, Chordata, Amphibia, Anura, Myobatrachidae. The transcript is spliced from 3 exons. Gene Ontology annotation, cellular component: membrane; glutamatergic synapse. The record is from RefSeq and is a predicted model, not a curated record. Gene Ontology annotation, molecular function: protein binding. Gene Ontology annotation, biological process: regulation of presynapse assembly; positive regulation of synapse assembly; axonogenesis. The coding region runs from base 919 to 3471 and encodes 850 amino acids.
GUGUGUGUGUGUGUUGUGUGUGUGUGUGUGUGUGUGUGUGUGUGUGUGUGUGUGUGUGUGUGUGUGUGUGUGUGUGUGUGUGUGUGUGUCAGAGAGGGAAAGGAGAGGGGGAGAGAGGGAGAAGAGGAAAGGAGGGGUGAUAGGAGGAAGGCAGAGAGAGCGUGAGGAGCAGGGAUAAGUCCAGAUCUCUUGGAGACAAUCAGAAAAUGCUGAACGUUUCCAUUUCCUUACAUGGAUCCGGAUUUUAAAGAAGCUGUAGGGUUACUUGGUGGAUUCUCUUUGUGACUGAUCGGUGGAAAAAGGAUCUGUGCUCCAUCGGCAGCAAAUGAUCUCCCCCCCUCCCUCCUCCCUCCUGUAACCACCAGACACAUCCAGCAGCUAUCUGACUGGAGAGACCCUCUCUCCCUGAGCCUGACACUCGCCACCAGCAAGCAUUAUCCCAUGGAAACACAGCUGACUCGGAGGCAGGAGCUUGAUUCACGUUGUGAGCCCCUUUGAUGCAGCUCCUACGACCCCCUCCCAUCACACAGCGGACUCCCCUUUGCAGCUCAGACACGAGAGACACAGCAAGUUGGACCUGCCCCAGACCCCUUCUUCAUCCAGCAUCAUCUCCCUCCUUGGGUACCACUUAAUCUAUUCAAUGCUACCUGUUCCUAAUUAGGGAUCUGCAGCUGCUGGAAGAGGAUAGAUUUCUGAGUAUUGUUUCCCAUUGUACCGGCAGAAAGGGACUCCUGCACUUUAGCCUUGAUGAUCUGUGUCUGGGUAUCACUCUGUCCUACAGCCCUGGCUCAUCUUCUGGAGGAGAUAUCUGAUUGAGCACAAGAGCACCCAGCAGGAGCAGAGACCAUGCUGCGGCAAAGCAUUGCGGUACUAAUCAGUACUAUCGCAAACCUCAGGCAUUUGCCACUGAUAUCAUAGAUGAAUUGCUCCAGCAGCCUGAGAUCUUUUUAUCACUGCCUGAAGAUGUUUGUGUGGCUUUUCCUGUUCCUCUCCACUCCAAUCUCCUCCACCAACCCGGACUCAGAACUGACCCUGGAGAUCUGCAAUGUCUGCUCUUGCCUGUCAGUAGAAAAUGUGCUGUAUGUCAACUGUGAAAAGGUGGCAGUGUACAGACCAAACCAGCUGAGACCCCCACAGUCUAAUUUCUAUCACUUGAACUUUCAGAACAACCUUUUGAUCAUUCUCUACCCCAACACUUUCCUUAAUUUCACACAUGCCAUGUCCCUGCAGCUGGGCAAUAACAAACUGCAGAAUAUAGAGGGAGGAGCUUUUCAGGGGCUUAGUGCAUUAAAACAGUUGCACUUGAACAACAAUGAAUUGAAGAGCCUAAGGGCUGACACUUUCCUGGGCAUAGAGAACUUGGAAUAUCUCCAGGCUGACUACAAUUUAAUCAAGUAUAUUGAGCGGGGAGCCUUCAAUAAAUUGCACAAGCUGAAAGUUCUCAUUAUAAAUGACAAUUUGAUUUCUUCUCUCCCUGAUAACAUAUUUAGAUUUGCCUCCUUGACUCAUUUGGACAUUAGAGGAAAUAGAAUCCAGAAGAUGCCAUACAUAGGUGUUCUGGAGCAUAUUGGGAGGGUGGUGGAGCUGCAGCUGGAAGAUAAUCCUUGGAAUUGUACAUGUGAUUUGUUGCCUCUGAAAGCUUGGCUGGAGAACAUGCCAUAUAAUAUCUAUAUUGGAGAGGCUAUUUGUGAAACGCCGAGUGAUCUGUAUGGAAGGUUAUUGAAAGAAACUAAUAAGCAAGAAUUAUGUUCUAUGGGGACUGGUAGUGAUUUUGAUGUACGGAUAUUGCCUCCAUCCAUGGAGACAACGUUCACCACACCUGGGGGUCAUACUGCUCAGACAUCACUAAAUCGACUGGCCACUAAGCCACCUAAAACAACCAAUCCUUCUAAAAACUCUGGAAUAGUGUCUGGCAAAUCUGUGACUAAUCACAGCCUAAGCCAAAUAGUAUUUCAAACCAGAGUACCACCUCUUUCACCUUGUCCAUCACCCUGUGUUUGUAAAACACAUCCUUCUGAUUUGGGAUUAAGUGUUAAUUGUCAGGAAAGGACUAUACAGUCAUUGGCUGAGCUGGUACCUAAACCUUUAAAUGCAAAAAAACUGCAUGUCAAUGGGAAUUAUAUCAAACAGGUGGAACAGGCAGACUUUGCUGAGUUUGAAGGUCUGGAUCUGCUUCAUUUAGGGAGUAAUCAAUUAGCCUCUAUUCAAGGAAAUGUGUUCUGCAAUCUUACAAAUUUAAGGAGGCUUUAUCUCAAUGGGAACCAAAUUGAGCGUCUGAGUCCUGAGAUGUUUACUGGUUUGAAUAAUCUGCAGUACCUUUAUCUGGAAUACAAUGUAAUAAAGGAAAUUUUGGGAGGGACCUUUGAAUCCAUGCCAAAUCUUCAACUGCUGUAUUUAAAUAACAACCUCUUGAGAAGCCUGCCAGCUUACAUUUUUUCUGGAGUGCCCCUGGCCAGGCUUAAUAUAAGGAAUAACCAUUUCAUGUAUUUGCCUGUAAGUGGCGUUCUUGACCAGCUCAGAUCUCUAACGCAGAUUGAUCUGCAAGGAAACCCAUGGGACUGCACUUGUGAUUUAGUUGCUCUGAAGCUCUGGCUAGAGAAACUGAGUGAAGGUAUUGUCAUUAAAGAGGUCAAAUGUGAGACACCUGUACAGUUUGCAAACAUUGAGUUGAGAUCACUGAAAAAUGAAAUUCUGUGCCCCAAGCUAAUAAACAAGCUGUCCACACAGUACACUAGUCCCAUUCCUGCAAUCACUUUAACAACUCCCUUGGGUCCUAUAAAAAGCCCACCUGGUGGACCUGUACCUCUGUCUAUUUUAAUACUUAGCAUUUUAGUAGUGCUUAUAUUAACAGUUUUUGUUGCAUUUUGCCUUCUUGUUUUUGUCUUGAGACGUAAUAAAAAACCUGCAGUAAAACAUGAAGGUAUUGGGAGUCAAGAGUGCAGUUCUAUGCAGCUCCAGCUGCGGAAGCAUGACCAGAAAGCCCUUAAGAUGGAUGGGAUAUCUGCAGAGACCUUUUUUCCACAAACCAUUGAACAGAUGAGUAAGAGUCACACAUGUGGUCUUAAGGACUCUGAGGUGGGCUUUUCAUUUGCUGAUCACCAAGGGCAAAAGAUGGUCCUCAGGAACCUGACUGACAAGGAUAAAGAUCUAUUGCAUGGGGAUGCUAGAAAAAGACUUAGCACAAUUGAUGAGCUGGAUGAAUUCUUUCCAGGAAGAGACUCAAAUUUAUUUAUCCAGAAUUUUUUAGAAAGUAAAAAAGAAUACAAUAGCAUAGGAGUAAGUGGCUUUGAGAUACACUAUCCAGAAAAGCUACAAGAUAAAAAGUGCAAGAAAUCUCUAAUAGGAGGAAAUCACAGUAAGAUUGUAGUAGAGCAGAGAAAGAGUGAAUACUUUGAACUCAAAGCCAAACUUCAAGGCACGCCUGAUUACUUACAAGUCCUUGAAGAACAAACUGCACUGAGCAAAAUGUAGGUCAUGCAAAGUAAACUGUACUAGAGACAAUAAUUACAUGAUGAAAAGUGCCUUUGUAGACUUUAAACUUCCAAAUAUUAUCUAUAUAGGCAUAGAUGCAGGUGAUAUCUAGAGUGUCCAGUUGCUUAUGGUUGCAUAUGUUGAAGAAAUUCCUUUGUAGGUUCUCAUUUUUCAGAACAUCUUCUUUCUGGACCUCUCUGAUUGCACCAGACACUAUUGCCAAAGGGAUCAUUGUUAUUAUGACAAACAUAAUUAACCUCAACCAGAGAGGCAUCUACUGUAUAUUUUCUACCCAAAUGAUAAACGUCUGUCUCCCUGUGAUUGGUUAUUGCAACAAAAAACUGUUACCAGUGAAGGUAUCUCCACUUAUAUCUACUUCCAAAUGGAUAAAACUGGUGAAAAUGUUUGAGUUAUUGUCUAAAGUCUAAACACUGUUUAAAAAAAUAAUUUCAGACCAGUCAAAAGCAUGCAAAUGAACACCAGUUUCUUUAAAACAGUAACAUUUCUGAUAAUCUUAUACAAGAUAAAGAGGAAAACAUCAUGUUAAAAUGUGCAAGUGCAUAAACCAUUGAUUACAAUUCUAUGAAAGUAAAUUCAGUCACUUGAACCAUACCUGUCUACACCUUAAAAAAAUGAAUAUAUAUCACAUUUAUUUAACAAGAUAUUUUCUUCUGCAAAAUGUGAAUUGAGUUCAGCUUAUAUAUAUAAAAAAAGAUAAAAUAUGGUUAUAAUUGCAAUCAGAUCGGUUGCAUUGAUUUUCUCGAUAUGCUUGCUAUGUGAGCGCGGUAUAAAGUAUUUUUUUAAAUAGAAAACAAAAUUCAUAUAUAUGAAAUACUUUGUAUACUAAAUAGAAAUUAUAUGUACUCCUUAAUAUGUAUUUAAAUGCCUGACUUGUUUCUGUGAUCACAAAUGAAUUAAUCUUUAAAAGUUAAACAUUGAGAUAUACCAAACUGAUACAGGAAAUGGUUGAUAUGUAAUCAUGACUUGAUAUAAUGUGAUCAGGUAAAAAAAUAAAGGUUGUCCACAUACAUUCUUGUGAAAUCUAAAA